CAGAGAGAAGUGAAACAGAAGAACACAGAAACUUUCUGUAGAUUAUCAGACGGAGGAGAAAAACAACCCCAAAACCAGAAGGGCGCUUUUUCUAGCCCUUUUUUUUUUUUAAAGAUGCAGACUGAUUGCUGUAUUUCUUUAACACCUUUUAUCCGAUCUAUGACGCAUUGGAGAAACUGAAACUGGAUUUUACAGAAGGACCAGAACAGUUGGAGAGCACUGAUAUUUUUCCCCCCUUGGAUUAUCAAAAUGCGCAUUUUCUUUAGUGAUGUCCAAAAGUCGGAAGGUGUUUGGAGUGCGAGCGGAUCCUGUGCUGGAGUAAAAACUAUUCUGGAGUUUUGCGUUCAGAUCUAGCUCUCUCUCUCUCUCUCUCUCUCUCUCUCUCUCUCUCUCUCCUUGUUUUUGCACGUUUUUUUCACUUUUUUCACGUGAAGGCAUGCGGUGCGCACAGGGCGCGUGGAAGGAUGCUCCUGCUUCUGCUUCUGCAAUGGAAAUGAAGAGCACUUUAUCAGCCGCGCUUUUGCUUUUGUUUGUCCUCUUUUGUCCGGCUUUCAGCCAAGAACUCAAUCCCAAGGGCCGGAAUGUGUGCAGGGUACCAGGGUCUCCGGGGUUUGCAUGUUGCAGUGGAUGGGCACAACAAGGAGACGAGUGUUUGACACCUCUUUGUGAGGGCAAUUUCACUUGCAAGGAGAACGAGGUGUGUGUCCGACCAAACGAGUGCCGCUGCCGUCAUGGAUAUUUUGGAGCGAGCUGUGACACCAAGUGUCCUGCUCAAUUUUGGGGUCCCGACUGCAAAGGCAAAUGUACGUGUCACCCUAACGGAAAGUGUGAUGAUGUAACAGGCAAGUGCACAUGCCACCCAAAUCGUUGGGGCGAGAACUGUGAGAAGCCAUGCCCAUGCCAGAAAGGCAAAUGUGACCAGGAGACUGGCAAGUGCACGUGCCAUGCUGGCUUUUGGGGUCCACACUGCAGCAACAACUGCUACUGCAGCCUAAACUCUGUAUGUGAUCAGAGCACAGGCCGCUGUCUCUGCUCUCCGGGGUGGUACGGGCGCAACUGCGGUGCCCAGUGUGCCUGCAACAACUCACCAUGUGAGCAGUUCACCGGCCGAUGCCAAUGCCGUGACCGUCUGUGGGGCCCAAACUGUGAACGCUACUGUCAGUGCGUACAUGGGAAAUGCAACCAGGCAGAUGGCUCCUGCACCUGCAAACCAGGUUACAGGGGCAAAUUCUGCAGGGAACCAUGUCCUGCUGGGUUCUAUGGGCAGAACUGCAGGAACAAAUGUGGUCACUGUAAGGGUCAACAACCAUGUAAGGUCACAGAAGGACGCUGUGUUACCUGCGAGAGAGGUUGGAAUGGCACCAAAUGUGAUCAGAUGUGUGCGCCAGGCUUUUUCGGAGAGAACUGCAAAGAUGAGUGUCCACCAUGUAAAGACGGCCAUUAUUGCAACCGCAUUGAUGGAAAGUGCUCCCACUGUAAUCCCGGCUGGAUCGGAGAUCGCUGUGAGGUUCGCUGUCCCAAUGGCACCUAUGGAGAGAACUGUGAGAAUGACUGUAGCCACUGCUUUAAUGGAGAAUGUCACUUUGCCACAGGAGAGUGCCUUUGUGAUCCUGGCUUUUAUGGGACUUUUUGCAAUCUGACCUGUGAGUCGGGCCAGUUUGGGGUUAACUGCGCACAAACGUGUCCUUGCCAUGAUAAAAACUGUAACCCCGUGUCUGGAGCCUGCAAUCUAUAUCCUAACCAGCGGAUGGGUGUGAUCGCUGCAGGCACACUGGUGUCCUUACUGCUGCUCAUCCUGCUCUCGCUGCUCUGCUGCUGCUGCCUCUGUAGCAAUAAAGACAGCCAUAGUUCAGACCGGGAAAACUCGACCAGCAGUAAGAAGGCCAAGAGGAUCCUGUGUGGACGAUUUAGUCGAAUCAGCACCAAGCUUCCCAGAAUCCCCCUGCGCAGACAAAAACUCCCUAAAGUCGUUGUAUCUCGCCAUGACCCUGAGAACACCUUUGACUGCAGUUUCAUUGAACCCCCAUCUACCACCGAGCAUCAGAAUCCAUCUUGGUCCUCCCAGGAGUCCUUCUCCUCUUUUGAGACGAGUGAAGACGGCCCAGUUUACUGUGUGCCCCAUGAAGAUACCAUAAACGAGGGUAAUGCAAGACCCAGCCCCAAUGCCACUACAGAGAAUCUAGUGGAUGUUAAUGAGGGUGAUGCUGGAGAAUACACCUCUCUCAAAGACACAAGAGCGACAACAAAGCCUGUCAACGAUGGCAGUGAGCAGCCGCUGCUAAAGUCAGACAGUGAAGGCUCCACAAGUGGGUCAGAGUCGGCUAUGGGAGCUCUUUAUGCACGAAUUGCCCGCCUCUCUAAGAAUUCCAAAGAGGAGGAGGACAGCAGCAUGGCUGAGACCAAAGCCAGUGACAAGGCCACAUCCCCUGAGAAGACCAAACCCCGACCACCAGAUCCGUCUACCAAACCAAAGUUGUCUUGGAUCCAUGGAACUUCAGGAGCCAACCAAACAGAGAAGGGCCAGACACCUUCCCCAUCAAAAGAGAAGAAAAGAACCACAACAGAGGGUUCUGGAAAGGGGGAGGAGAAGCAACGAUCAAAGGAGAAGUCAAGCAAGAAAUGUGAGCAGAAGAAUCAAGAUGGUAAGGGUGAUGGGAACAAUUCCCCAAGCAAAUCCAAAGCCCACAAAGCUUCAGAUCCCAUCGAGCACAUCAAUGGAGCUGUCCAGAAUGCCUUAAAGAAAAUUGGAAACUUCCAUUCAGAUAGGAAAAGUUGUGACACGACCAAAGAGCCAUCCAAGAGUCCAAAGAUCAUGCAUCCUCAUAUAAACUCAGAGGCGGCGACUCUUCUUGCCGCACAGCUCAAAGAGAAGACCCAGAGUCUGAAUCGAAAUGAAGGCCUUUCUGUUGGAAUCAAACCCAAUGGGUUGUCUACCCCGCAGGUCAACAGGGAGAAACCCACACCACCUCAGAAGGCCAAGCGAUCAGUGACUGCAGCCAACAAACCCCUUCUGCCAACCUCCAAUAACCUUCAGAAGAUGAUUGCUCCUGUAACAGACUCCACCACCCCUGAGCCUCAAAGCCCAGAAAUGCAGGCCAUCAAUGGGACCCAGAUAGGAGAUGCAGGAGAUGCUACACCUAAGAAAACACCCAUUAAAAAACCACCUAGAAAGAAAGGCAAGGAGACGACCUCAGAGACAGAACCUAAGACCACUCCAAAAAUGGCAAUUAUGCCACCUCAGAUUGUCAAAUAGACAAUUAAUUCGGAAAUAACUGGGCUGACCAUGCAGUGCCUGCCUGUAGUGAAUGAAGCCUUUGCCUUAAUACUUUACUGUCUCAUGUUCAUGAUAAACAAACUGUUGGAUGGUUACCAAAUGGAAUUGCUGCAUACUGGGUAUAUUAUUCUGCAAGAUGUUUUUUUGUUUUGUUUUGUUUUUAUCAAAUCAUUUGAUGUCCAGGACUAGCUUGGAGAAGGAACAGUCACUGGCUAACACACUGUGCCUUGAAAGGGACACUUGUACUGCUUGUACAGUUUUGAGCAAAAUUCACAGUUGUAUAGUAGGUGAAAUUAUAUUUUAUAAAAUUUUAUACGCAGAAGGCAAGUCUGCAUUUACCAACCUGCAUACCAAUCUUCAUAUUGAUCCAGGCUGUCUUUUCAUAGUGAUAUGCCUUACGGAAAAAAAUCCAAAACAAAACAAAAACAUAUUAUCCGCAGUAUGAGCAAAGGUAGGACUUAUGUGAAUACAGUGGUACUAUUGUUCGUCAUAGUGGUGUAACCCAAGCAGUUCUUCCACACCGAUCAUAUAUUUAAGAGAUUCUGUCAUUCUGUAAGAGUUCUGUUGAUGUCGACAUAUUUCUCACACCAUGUUGAGACUAGAGUUCUAGAUUUCAAUAUGUAAUAAUAUCAGGUGAAACUUGUAAAACUUGACCGAAGAUGGGACAAAGAUACCAAAAAUAUAUGCUAAACAUCUUCUCUCAGCUAAAAAAAAAUAGAUUCCAUGUUGGAUUGUGGCACAAAUAGAUCUCGCAAACAGUAGAGAGUACAUACAAUGCCUGUGGGACUUUUAUAACUGACAGAGGAACCAUUAAUACCUUAAUGCUGCUGUUAAAUAACAUAUACACAGUAAUUUUAUUUGCUUCUCCUACCAUUCUCGUAUUAUUUGAAUUGCUUACACUUUCAGAGAUGUCUAGGGGAAUAAGCUAGACCCCCUAGGUUGAAUGUCUAGGUCAGACUAUUUGUGGUUUUUCAGUAGGAAAGGAAUUAACAGCGCCAUAGAGCACAAUACGAGGUUUUUGUUGCCUCAGCUCCAGUCACAGCAUGUGGACAACAGACCACGGACUGGCGAGAGAUUGAUAGACGGUGUUGCAUUACAGUUACACAAACAAGUCUGGUGUGAUGUUAGUGGGCGAACUGCCAGAAAGAGGAUUAACAGGCAACAAACUGAGCUAGUGAUUAUUUUUAACCAUAAAGUUUUUUUGUUGUAUGUGGCUGUUUCAUGGGGUCCAUGUUGUUCCUCGUCUGAUUCCCAGGCUCUUUACCAGUGAGUGCAGCUUACUCUAUUUUAUGGGUGUAUAAUACAUAGUGCAUUUACAAAUGAAUUUAAUCCUUUAUACACAUCCAAAAAUGCACAGUAUCUCAUUCAUCUCAUCUCAUUAUCUCUAGCCGCUUUAUCCUUCUACAGGGUCGCAGGCAAGCUGGAGCCUAUCCCAGCUGACUAUGGGCGAAAGGCGGGGUACACCCUGGACAAGUCGCCAGGUCAUCACAGGGCUGACACAUAGACACAGACAACCAUUCACACUCACACCUACGGUCAAUUUAGAGUCACCAGUUAACCUAACCUGCAUGUCUUUGGACUGUGGGGGAAACCGGAGCACCCGGAGGAAACCCACGCGGACACGGGGAGAACAUGCAAACUCCACACAGAAAGGCCCUCGCCGGCCACGGGGCUCGAACCCAGGACCUUCUUGCUGUGAGGCGACAGCGCUAACCACUACGCCACCGUGCCGCCCCGCACAGUAUCUUUAUUCCUCAUAUAACUACAAAAGAUAUGUUGGUUUCAAGUUGAGUCAUCAAUAGUUCUUGAAGCAUCGUCUAUUCAGGGUCAAAACUUUACUGUUUUUAUUGAAUCAGUUAUAAGCUCAUCUGGCCGACAGGUGAUAAGCUUAUACCAUCAAGUGUUGUCCGUUGUUUGCCAUCUGUCAUCCAUCCAUCGUCAUCCACAUUUCACGAAAAUCACUUCUUCUCUCUCAAUUCUUCACCGAUUUUGAUUCUUUCUGGCAUGAAGGUAGGGAUACCUAGGGUGCAUAUAACUUCUACCCAGAUUUGCGUAAUUACAAUUAUUAAUGAAGUUAUGGACUAUCCAUCCAUUAUCUGUAGACACUUAUCCUGUACAGGGUUGCAGGCAAGCUGGAGCCUAUCCCAGCUGACUAUGGGCAAGAGGCGGGGUACACCCUGGACAAGUCGCCAGGUUAUCGCAGGGCUGACACACAGAGACAAACAACCAUUCACACUCACAUUCACACCUACGGUCAAUUUAGAGCCACUAAUUAGCCUAACCUGCAUGUCUUUGGACUGUGGGGGAAACCGGAGCAAACCCACGCAGACACGGGGAGAACAUGCAAACGCCACACAGAAAGGCCCUUGUCUGUCGCUGGGUUCAAACCCAGAACCUUCUUGCUGUGAGGUGACAGCGCUAACCACUACACCACCGUGCCGCCCAAGUUGUGGACUAAUUAAGCCUUAAUGUGCAGUUCAACAAAAAUUGCUUCUUCUUGGUCAAUUCCUCACAGUUUUGGAUUCUUUCUGGUAAAUAUCUGAGGUGGACUGAUUGAGAGUAGAACUGUGCAUGGUGGCCCACUUUAGAUAGUUUCUUCUGGACGAGACGGGGCCAGAGUGAGCUUCACCAUCAUUGACGCUCUCGUUCAAAUAAGAAUUUUUCUCAUAUAUUGAAAAAUGGGAAAUAACCAAUGAUGGUUGGGUUUGGUAUGAUGCUGCCUGAUACCAUUACUGUUACCACCAUGAAGUUGAUUAUUUUCCUAUAACGACAUGUCCUAUGGGCAGCACGGUGGUUAACAUUGUUGCUUCACAGCAAGAAGGUUCUGGGUUUGAUCCUGGUGACCAACUGUGGUCUUUUUGUCUGGAGUUUGCAUGUUCUCCUCAUGCUUGCAUGGGUUUCCUUCAACAAUCCAAAGACUUGCAGCUUAGGUCAAGCAGCUACACUAUUGCUGCUUUUCCACUACCAACGUGGCUGAGUCAGGCUGAGCCGUGCCGUGCUGAGUUGGGCUGAGUCGAGCUGAGUGGGGCUGUUGGUGUUGCAUUUCGACUACAACCGCGCUGAACCGUGCUGGCUGGAAGUGGGUGGACACAUUGGGUGGAGUUAGCGAAAGUGGGUGGACGUCACGUGAUGUCGUUAGGCGGCGCAAACAGUGACAUCAGUGAUCUUUUAAGCGGUAGUCUCACGACCCGGAGAGUAAACAAUAAACAUGGAGUCGUUAGUGUUGCUGGUCUUGGUGCUGUGGCUUGUUGUCACCGACAACGGCAACAGAUACUGGCAAGAGCGUAUAGAUGAGGCAAGGCGCAUAAGGCUUCAGAAAUUCUCGUAAUUCGUAAUUAUUAUUCUUCCGGGUUUACAGUGUUUACAGAUCCCAGCGUGCUCGCGGGGCGUGUGUGGGCAUGUGAGGACACUCCUCCUCACCAAUCAGUGCACAGGGGAGUGUCUGCUCACGCCCCUAUCCCCACUCGGCUCGGUUUGGCUCGCUUCAGCCCUACUCCAAAACCGUGCGAGUUUUGGGUGCUAAGCAGGGCUGAAGCAAGCUGAGUCGUGCUGCUCUAAGGUAGUUGAAACGCGAGCCGUGUCGGGCUGAAGUGAGCUGAAAAAGGGUAGUGGAAAAGGGCCACAAAUUGCCCAUAGGUGUGAAUGUGAGUGUGAAUUGUUGUUCAUUUCUGUGUAGCCCUGUGAUAGAUUAGCAACCUACCCAGGGUGAACCCUGCCUCUCACCCGAAGUCAGCUGGGAUUGGCUCCAGCUUCCCCUGCAACCCUGACGAAUAAGCAGGGAUAGAUGGAUAGAUGGAUCAUAUCCCAAAUUGUAUUAUUCCUCUUAUAUCACAGCAAACACAAACAUUCAAUAAAAAUAAUUAAGGUAUGACUCUUCAUACUAUUUACCCAUUUUAAUUUUAUUUAAUGAAGUGGAAUGUCCAUGAAACAAUUGAGUUCCAGUUAAAAGUUCUGACUGCAAAGUUGAAUUCUGGGCAAAAUGUUUUAUUUCUAUUGCUGUUGGAGUUUUGAGACAUUUUGCUACUGCACACACACACUGUGUAUCUUGUGUGUAAAUGUUUUCCCGAGAUAAAAUGCAUCCCGCAUUUUAUGAUUCCGGAGAUUGUCGAAGCAAGUGAGCAACAAUAUUAUGUGACCACCGUGGGGCGUUUGUUUGACCUACUUUUAACCAAAACAAGUCGGCAUGACAGGCAAACAUGACGGACUUGGCUCUUCCACCAGCUAAAAGCCAGUGGAAAAGAGAAGGAAAGCCUGCUUCGUGAGUGCAAAUGCAAGACAGAGCAAGGUUAGAUUACAUGUCAUUUUUCUGGACAGAUAACUAAAUCAUUCUAGCUAGCGCUUAGCUAUCUUAGCCUUAGAAUGCAUGGGCUUGACUCCACGGUAGCGAGUAUGGAAUUGUCCACCUCAUAUUUUUAUCUUACAGAGUAAGAAAUGAAAACACAAAAACAGUAGCAGAAAAAGAUAUAUUUGUCUUUUGUUUCACAGAUCUAUUCGUGACUGUCAACCACAAAUUACAUCUCUGCGACUCAAAACUCUCCGAGGUCGAUGCAGAGUCACGAUGUUUUUUGCGCAUCGUCAUCUUGGUGUGACGCAGUUCCAUGGUUAUGCCAAUUAGCUAAAGCACCUCAUGUUCGGCCGUUUCCUGUUUCUGUAGGACCGUACUGUUUAUCUCAAGAGGGAGGAAAAUGGUCCCAAAAUAAAGAAAAGCGACCCUCAGGACAUCAAAAUGAUCACAUCCCGUUCAUCCACAUGAUAUUGUUCUUGCGAGACAAAGGAAAAUGCCAUGCACAAUAAAAAAAUUGAAAAUUUCAGGUGACUUUGCAGUCAGCACCUUUAACACUUUUGUUAUAGUAGCUAUAAAUACCCUUUCCCUCUUAAUGUUAAAAAGAAAUAAAUACAGCCUGUCGUGUUGGCGAGAAACCAGAAAGCUCUCUUGUCCUGAAGACUUUGUCUGAAAAGUAUUGACACUGGAGACUCAUUUCCAAAAAUGUUCAAUAAACAUCUCCUCACAGAAACAGCUGCAGUUCCCACAGUUACAGACAUUUUUCUUUUAAUUGUGUUUAUGUGAAGCAAAUCCCAUCCCUGUGAGCUGUUAUAUACAGUAUAGGAAAGGAAAUGAAGAUUAGACUGAAUGCAUUAAAGCUAGACUGCCUUUCAGAUUUUUCAAGUGUAGGUCAUAAAAAGAAUUUUCCCCGACACCCAAUUAUUUUUGUUUCGUGGACCGAAAGCUACUGAAUUCAAAUCAUAGACUUCCAAUUUUAUUAAUUUUUUUAAUGGAACAAUUAAUGAAUUUAGGGCCAUAUUUUUUCCUGCUUCACCAUGACCCAAUACAAGAUACUAUGUCAUGCAUCAUGUCGUGGGCUUUCCCCGUUCACACAAAGCAUUGUGGGAUACAAAUUUGAAACAGGAGAGAAAAAUGGAGGACGUGAGUGCGCUAAUGAAACAUGAAAGACCAACUACAGUAACGGAAAGCGAGAAGAAGAAAAGAUGUUAUGUUAUAUAUGAAGGAAAGGAAACACAGGACCAAACUAAUAAAUAUCGGCGCUCAGCGAGCACCUCUGUGUGAUCAGCUGUUCGUUUAGCGACAGAAUGAUGGAACUGUCAGUGCACGCUCAAAGGUAAACCUGCGCAUGCGCGCACACACGGACUUCCUCUGUCUGCUUGACUGCGUGAAGCGAGCGAUUUCAUGCACGUUAUUUGCUUUAAUCCCCUCAAAUUAAAUAACUUCCCAGCCACAGAAUGGCCUGAUAUUUUGUGAGAUAUUACAGAAAUAAACAUAUAUCACAAUGACCACAUUUCAGAGGGAACUAAAUUUCAGUGAUUUUAUGAAAUCGAAAGGCCGUCUAGCUUUAAUAUAAACCUGUGAUUUUCCAUGUUAUAGAAUAUUAAAGGCUACAGUUUACCAUUUGAGUGAAAUAUGGCAUUAUUAAUAAUAAUAAUAAUAAUAAUAAUAAGAAGAAGAAGAAUAGACUCACUGGCGUGUGUUUUAUAAUCGAUUCAAUAAAACGUUAUUUUAUAUUUUAGUGUAAUAAAACGAUUGAAGCUUUUCUUAUCAAACCUGAAAAAAAGCAAUUACAUUAUCAACUUAUUUAAAUAUUUCACAUUUUCAAGCCUUAAAGCACUUGUAGGUUAUUCAAGGAUGAGACGAGGAAUAAACUGAUCGAAGAGACAACAGUGGCAAGAAAGAUGCAUUUUAAAAACUGGACAGUUUUGGAGUUUUAUAAAUAAAUAAAUGUUUCGGCUCUGGUGGUCAUGUUGGAUGUGUAAUGAAAGCAAGCAAUAGUAUUGAAAUUUGAUGUACAGUAAGGAUUUUUUUUUAAUUAUUAUUACCGUCAAUCUUUCUAUUAAAUGGUACCAAAAAUUUCCCUUUUUUUAAUAAUGGUUAUUUUUCUACAUUGCAAGGUAUUUUGUAAUAAUAUUUUGUUGUAUUGUAAUAUUCUAUGUUUGUAAGCUGUGCUUAUAUAACGUAUAUAAUAUUUUGCUCUUUCUUUUCAUUUUGUGUCAAAUGAACUGGCUUUCAAAUUUGAUACUUCUCUUUUUUUCACCCUCCUGCUUUUUUUUUCUUCUUUUUACAUUCAAGCAUCAGGUACAAAUGUAUACGUAUGAACACUUUACUUCGAAUGUGUUGUUUCAUCAUGUUUCUCUGUGGAUGUUAUUGUUUUAAACGGUAAAUCAUAUGAUGCAGAGGUCAGUGACAGAUCAACUUUAUCAACACUUCAACCCGAGGUCCAGUGAUUGAUGACAAAGAACACAUUUUUAUGUUUUUGCACAGACCCUGAAACCCUUCCAGCUGCAGUUGUGUGUCAGAAAUGUUUUCCGCUCUGACUGAGGCCUUCUCUGAAGCACGGCCCUGAAUUGGUCUGGAUCUCUCACUUCUUCGUUUCUGUUUGUUCUCAUGUUGUUAAUAUGUGGUUGUUCAGUUACUUUGUGUUGAAAUAAAAAUGAAACUUGUAGCUCCUGAA
Molecule: messenger RNA, 10236 nt
Organism: Neoarius graeffei (lesser salmon catfish)
Lineage: Eukaryota; Metazoa; Chordata; Actinopteri; Siluriformes; Ariidae
Gene: scarf2
Product: scavenger receptor class F, member 2
Exons: 11
Coding region: 437-3253 (938 amino acids)
Molecular function (GO): scavenger receptor activity
Source: RefSeq, a predicted model, not a curated record